Bathycoccus prasinos is the source of this 2580-nucleotide messenger RNA. RefSeq lists its product with no specific name. Gene Ontology annotation, biological process: ribosomal large subunit biogenesis. Bases 1 to 2580 code for a protein of 859 amino acids. The transcript has a single exon. The record is from RefSeq and is a predicted model, not a curated record. Lineage: Eukaryota; Viridiplantae; Chlorophyta; Mamiellophyceae; Mamiellales; Bathycoccaceae. Gene Ontology annotation, cellular component: Noc2p-Noc3p complex; nucleolus; Noc1p-Noc2p complex.
AUGGCGGCGAAGAAAGUGAGCAAGCGCACGAAAAACUUCCAGAAGAAUCAUCUCCAAUCUUCGGUCGCGAACCGGCGGCGGCACCAGAAGAUUUCGAGGACGGACGAGAAGAAGAAAAGAAACGAGGAAAGCCGCCUGAGACGAGAAAUCGAAGAAGAAAACGAAGAAGAGGACGGUGACAACGACGAAGAUGCAUAUAAAGAGGAGGAAGGAGGGUUCGCGGACGCCAAGAGCGCGAAGAAGACGAGGAAGAAAGAAUUGGAAGAGAUGGACAUCGACGAGUUCUUAGACGCGAGCGAUGACGAGGACGAGGACGAGGACGAAGACGAUUCAGACGACGAGGACGACGAGACAAGCGAAAACGAAAAGGACGAUUCAGACGAGGAAGAAGACGAGGAUAACGACGCAAAAACGAGAGAGGAGAUGAAACGACACAGGGAACAUUUAGAGUCUCUGAAAGAGACGGAUCCUGAAUUUUACGAGUACUUGCAACAGGAGGAUAAAGAGUUGUUGGAAUUCGACGACGACGACGACGAAGAGGACGAUUCAGAGGAGAAACAAAAGAAGGACGAGAGCGAUGAAAGCGAUUCCGACGAGGAAGGAGGAACAAACGAGGACGAAGCCUCGAAACGCGCGAAAACGAAGCGAAAGAAAUCGGAGAACAGACAAUCCGGGAAGACGUUGACGUCGGCGCUCGUGAAAAAAUUGUGCGAAAACGCCAAAGGCGGGAAGGCGUUGGGCGCCGCGAAGCAUUUGUUCACCGCGUAUAGAGCGGCGUGUCACUACGGCGACGAGGAGAAUGAGAACGAUCAGACGAUGUUGAAGUUGGCGAGCUCGAGCGCGUUUAACGAUUUGGUGCAGUUUGUGUUGGCGGAGGCGGAUGAUAUUUUUAGAGGCGUGUUGGGAGAUAAGCCGGCGAAAUCGACGCAAGAGCAAUACGAUUACGAGCCGAUGAAAUCAAACAGAUGGAAGAAAGUUGAGCCGGUCGUGAAAUCUUACAUCGGGAACACGUUGCAUUUACUCGGACAGUUGACGGAUGCGUCGAUGACGUCUUUGGUUUUGAGACGGCUGGCUGCGUCCGUGGCGUUUUUGAAACCGUUCGAGCGGUUGACAAAACGCGUGACCAGAACGACGUUGAUGUGUUUUUCGAGCGGAGAGCCAAGAUUGAGGGUAAGUGCUAUAGUUUUACUGAGAGCGAUUGCGGCGACGUGUCCAGGACCGGCUUUAGAGAGAGCGGUGAAAGGGGUGUACCGAGCGUACGCGAGCAACGCAAAGUUUAUGAAUGCGAAUUCGGCGGAGAAUAUCGCGUUUAUGAGCGCGUGCGUGGUGGAAAUGUUUGGCAUCGAUCAAAAUCAAUCCUACGGGUUAGCGUUUGCGUACAUUAGACAACUCGCGACGUUGUUGAGAAAUGCUUUGGCUCAAAAAACAAAAGAUGCGUUCAAAUCGGUGUAUUGUUGGCAAUACAUAAACUGUUUGGAAUGUUUUGAGCGGAUAUUAACCGCGCACGCUUCGAAUAGAGAGUAUAGCAGCAAAGGUUCCGGCGAGCAAACAACAAAAGACGGAUCUACUUCGGUUUUACGACCGUUGGCGUAUCCGGUGCAACAAAUUGCGCUCGGUGCGGCGAGAGUAUUGCCUUCGGCGCGAUACGCACCGCUUCGCAUUCGUCUUUUGAAAAUUCUCAAUAGGCUUUCGAGGUCGAUGGAGACGUUUGCACCAGUUGCACCACUCGCCCUGGAACUUUUGAACUUUUCCGAGUUGUACAAAGCGCCAAUGUCAACGAAAGCGCCCAGUCCAGAUUUUACGCUCGCUUUGAGAGUUUCUAAAACCGAGUUGCGCUCUCCGGCUGUUCAAGACGUCGUCGUCGAAUCCGCGUUUGAGGAGCUCGGCGAACACCUCGAGCAACAUGCGUAUUCAGUCGCGUUUCCAGAGAUUUCUCACGCAGUGACGAGAGAGUUGAAACGAUUCAAUAAGAAAACAACCGUUGGUAGAUUUAAAAAACAGGCGAAGCAAAUGUUGGAUGCGAUUGAACGCAACGCGGAUUACAUCGAGAGGAAAAGAGAUGACGAGGCGGAUUUUGCGCCGAAAGACAUCGAGAAAGCGAAGAUUUUCUUACACGGAGAGAAAAUGGAAGGAAAAGCACCGUUGACGAGGUACGUGAAACAGUUGAGAGAUAGGGGGAAGGAAAGGCGCGCGGCAAUGCAAGCCAUGGAUGUGUCUAUUCGCUCGAACAAGUCUCACGGCGAUGAGUCAUCCUCUUCUGAUGAUGACGACGACGACGGGGAUGACGAGGAUGAUGAUCACAGAAGAGGCGACGACGAGGAGGACGAAGAUGAUGACUUCUUGAACGGAGAUAACGACGGUGGCGACGACGACGACGACGACGAGAUCAUAGACGGAGACGAAGCGUUUGAAGAAAUGAAGAAACGCAAGCGUAAGUCAGGUGUCGACGAAGAAGACUUGUACCUCGGUAAGGAAGAUUUAGUCAAGGAAUUGGAGCUCUCGUCAGACGAAGAGAACGACGACGAAGACGUCAAACCAGUGCCGACGAAAAAAGCGCGGAAGAAGGGCGGUAAGAAGUAA